Porites lobata is the source of this 4591-nucleotide messenger RNA. Lineage: Eukaryota; Metazoa; Cnidaria; Anthozoa; Scleractinia; Poritidae. The record is from the annotation of a GenBank genome assembly.
CUGGACGUUGUAACACGAAAAUCCAACAUGGCGAAUCGGUCGAUUUCCAAAAGACCUACAAAUAAAUGGUCGAUUGACUUGACUAGUCGGUGAGAUCGUGAACAUUAUUUGUAGUAAUCAUUUCUUUAUUAUAUGUUCUAACAUUCUUGUGUCAUUUUAACUCGUUAGGCCGCGAUAUAUACAGUUCGUUCAACACAGUGAUUUGCCUUCUCCACCUGGAUUCAAAAGAGAAAACCAGUCCCAGCAUGUGGUGGGUAUCUUGAUAAAAGUUCACUCUUUAGUGAUAAAUUAGGCUAAAUCUUGCUUGUGCGGUUGGAAUCAAAGAUCUGAGAAGAAGUGAACCGUUUGGAAAUUAAGAAGGAGUUGUUGUUAAUUUUAAAAUUAACUGUCUCCAUUACUUUUUUUUUUUUUUUACAGGAGUCCCGAGAAGCCAACAGCACCCAUUUAGUAGCCAAGGUAUUUCUUUUCUUAGACCGUAGAAACCCCUCCCUUUUUCGGUAAUUAGAAGGUUCAUAAGGUUGUUCAAUUGACGGAAUCAAUAAUAUAAUAAUAUUCAACGUGACUGUAAGCUUACACAGGUUUGAAAAUGCCAGCUGGCUGCCUGGCCUGCUAUUUUCAAGUAUCAUCAUAGAGCUGACAUGGUAAUCAGUCAAGUCGACCAAACAUCAUCUUGCCUAAAGUUUUGUCCAUUGGGCCAUUGGCACGUUGGUAUCUUUUUUAUAUUUAAUCCCAGGGAGGUUUGAAACAACAAAAGCUCUAACUACAGUGUACUACUAUAUAUCUGGUUACAAUUGACGUACAGCUGUAUCAAAGAAGAGAAGUGUGAUGUCACAAAAACUCCACUUUUUGAAAUUUAUGGGAUGGGUUGGUAUAUUCAGAAAGAUCAAGAUGAAAAAAGCCCCCUUGCCAAAAAUCAGCCUGUUAGUGGAAAUUGGUGAGAAGAUAUAAACACCCAUUUGCUCUGAUGACUCCAUACAAAUCAUCCUAAAGUUGGCUUGGAUCUUAAAGUUAACAAUCCGGGCCUAUUUUAGAAGGGUUUAUAUGGAGUCAUCGCAGCAUAUUGUUGAUUAUAUCUCCACACCAAUUUGCACCGUCUGAACAGGCUGAUUAUUAGCAAGUGAACAUUUUUCAUCGUGUUCUUUCUGUAUACCGGUAUAUUAUGUCAACCAAUCCCAUAAUUUUUCAAAUUUAAUUUUUGUGACAUUAUCACUUCUCUUUUCUGUGCUGGGAAUAACCCUGGGAUAAACUACCUUCCCAUCCAGGGGAGAAGCUAUGUCACAAGAUUGAUGUUGUUGUUUUAGGUCAAUUACUUAGUGUCUUUAUCUGUAUAUUAAAAUGCUCCUGCAGACCUAUGGAGGAGAAAUCAAACAAAUUUGCUGGUAGACAGGGAGCACUGGCCAUUAUAACUUUGUUGUUUAUUUUUGCAAGCAUUUGAAAAAGUUUGCCCAAUUUUUUUCCAGUAUUAAACCAUAGCCAUCCUUCCUAUCUAUAGCAAAAGAUGCCAGGAAACAGUUUCAGUCACUAAACAUAAUCAUAGCAACAGAACAGGAAUGUCAGUUGAUGAUGGUGCACGCAAAUUAAACAACUGGCUUGACCAAUGGCAGAGCAGUAAAUUGGGCACUGGAAGUCGUGCUUAGUCUUUUCUGCGCACGUUCACGUCGUCAAGUGACGUUCCUGUCCUGAUGCUAAAACAGCCUAUUGAAUCAACAAAACUGGACUCUUAUUUUUGUGACUCAAUUGAUGCAAGGACAUGUUUUAGCUUUUUACAAAGAUGGCAAAUAGCAUAACAUAUCCCCUUUAGGAUUAAGCUGUGUGGGCCUCCAAUCUGGCAUAUGGCUUGUGUGUGCCUUCACCUGUUGAACAAAUUUGUAUGAACUCUGCAAAAUGAUUCAUAGAUGCAUUACUUCUGAGAUUUUUUCAUUGAGAAUAUUUUGCUCUUAUUUUCAGAAAUCAUGGGAUAUUGCACUUGGACCAUUCAAACAGAUUCCAAUGAAUCUAUUCAUCAUGUACAUGGCUGGUAAUUCCAUCUCCAUAUUUCCAAUCAUGAUGGUUGGGAUGAUGUUCCUCAGGCCUGUCAAGGCUCUCCUCGCCAUCAAAUCAAGUGAGUGGCCUAUGAAUGCCAGAUUGGAGGCCCUGUCAGGGGAAAUUCCCGCAUGGGACAUGGCCUCAAAACAGUGACACAGAACAGCAGAAAUGGCCAUAAAUGACACAAAGAUUGGUUGAAAGUGUGACAGCGACAGAGAGAAGCGCAAAUACUAACAAUAGUAAAUACUGACAGUGAGAUGGCUUUCUCCUCAAUAUGCAAAAUGACUGGUUUUGAAAUUCAGACCAGGGACAUAAAUACCUCCCCCAUCUCAAAGACAAGAAAAAAGACUCUCUUACAGCCUUUUAAGAAACCUUCAUUGACCAUACUUGUUUGGCCAAGAUGGCUGGAUAUUGGCCUCUAUCCUUUUCUCAUUUAUCAAUAUCGUCUCAGUACUUUAAAAAAUACUUGGUCAAUAUCAUGCCAGUUUGGUUUCAUGCUUAAUCUGUAGCGCAUAUACAUGUAUCCUAGAAGCCUGUGGAAGGAAGAUUAACUUCAUGGCUGUGCCUUUUACAUAUACAGUUAAACCCCAUUGAUACAGACACUUAGGGGGCCAUAGAGAGUGUCCGUGUUAAUGGUGUUUCUCGUUAAGCGAGUUGAAUUUAGAGAAAAUGUAUGGGCUUUCUUUCCCAAGGGACAAGGAAAAUUGUUCGUAAUAUUGAGGUGUCUGUAAAGCAGAGUUUGACUGAAUGAAACUACAAGGGCCAACAAUGUUCUCAUUGUACUUUGCAGCUUUUGUAUCCAUAGAGGGAGAGCAUGAUAAUGCCAUGCAGCAGAAGUUCUUUUACCUCCUUGGAAACCUGUCCUUAGUUGCAUUAGCACUGUAUAAAUGCCACUCAAUGGGGCUUCUACCGACUGCCACAUCAGACUGGCUGGCAUUCAUGGAGCACAAGGCGGUAAGAACACUGUACAUUUUUGUAUCAUUUAAAAUUGUGUGAGGCUAUGUUCAUACGGUGCCAGAUGAAUUUUCUUUGGUACACUAUGUUCAUACAGCACUGUUACAUAUUUACGCUUAGUUCACACAGAACUUUGAACGGUUAGGCAUCUAAAUUUUUGUACGGUUAAGGUGGUUCCAUUUAGAGGGAACACCUAUAUGUACAAAUUUUCAUCGCUCAAAACCGGUCUGGUGCCGUGUGAUUUUCUUCGGCACACUAUGUUCAUACAGCACUGUUACAUAUUUACGCUCUGUUCACACAGAACUUUGAAUGGUUAGGCAUCUAAAUUUUUGUACGGUUAAGGUGGUUCCAUUUAGAGGGAACACCUAUAUGCACAAAUUUUCAAUCGGUCAAAAUCGGUCUGGUGCCGUGUGAACCUAGCCUGACAUUUUAAUUUAUUUACAUUAGAUUAAUAAUAGGUUAUUAAAAAAUAAAUACUCGUAUAUAAAGCCGAACAUUCUUAUUUGGUUCUUUUGCAGAGACUUGAGUUUAGUGGUGGUGGAUUCAUUCUUUAGUAUCCAGCCAACAUUAACAAAAUGAGAUGUUCUAGGUCCAUUUUUAUCUUCUUUACAUGUUACAGUCAAAGAAGUUAUUAAGCACUCAAAUGGAGCAGAGCAAACCAACAUUAAAAUGUAAAUGCUAGGUAUGGCAUAGAAUAAAGAACAAGCGAGUUGAGAGUAAGAAACAGUUUCCUACUACUCUUUUUGCCUUUUUCUAUUGCCUCAGGAUUGUCACACAGGCGAUUAGUGUUCUUUGUGUGAGUUAGCAGGGGGAAUGGGGAUUUUCCUUGCUCGCUCCUUCAUAAAAGCCCUUGUGACAAUCCUGAGGGACUGCUAGCAGUCUAGCUAAAAGGAGAUCGGUAGCCAUACAUUAAAAUCUCAAAACAAGAUUCCCAGGGUUGAUUCAUUGAGUGAGUUGUUAUGAUAUAGCCCACAAAGAAAAUAUCUAAGUGUACAAAUUUAUGUAAGUAAAUCUCAGCAAGUGGUCAACAUUGGCAGGUAACAGUGUACUGUUACCCUUUGAUGUCUUAGAUUUUGUAAUGUUGCCGACUCAGAGACUUUUGGCUGAAAAAAGUAAGUUAGAAUCACGUCUUGUGGCCUCAAAGUAACCAAUGCAGGUUGCAAAGGAAGUCUGUUUUACAGCCUGCUAUUCGGGCAAGCUGUAUCUAGCAUUUAAUAGCCCACAAGUCAUUUCAACUAGCCCCUAAAUCCUUUUUGAUUAGCAGGGUUGAUUACAAUCCUUCUGUAGUUUGAAUUUCCCCCCAAAACAGCACUUGCUUGUUAGGCAAGUUUAGAACAAACAUCACUAGCCCAAUAGCAAAAUCCACUAGCCUUGGGCUAUCAGACACGACUUUCUUUGCACGCUGCAAUGAGAGCACAUGCUGUAGGAGAAAAAAUUCCUGCUAGUAUAUAACAACGUACAAUGAAUGCAAAUGCUCAUUUCUUUUUGCCCAGACUUUCUCUGGUUUUAGUGUUGAAUGACAUAUAAUAAAAACAGCUUUGAUGAAAAACACUUAAAUAAAGUCUAUGUACAUGUAAAUAAUCUAACAGUUCAAGUACUUUGUCAAUCUGUG